GUCGUCGCGCGCGCUGGCAGCUCUGCUAGCGGCCUCUUUCUUCCCACAUGCAGCUGGUGCAGAUCAGCAUGAGCAUUGUGACUCCUGGGCAGAGGCCGGUGAGUGCGAGGCCAACCCCGACUUCAUGUGGGGCAGCUGCGAGUCCAGCUGUAGUCGACGAGGAGGGGCUGCAGGGCUGCCGGGCCUUUCAGGUCCUCGGCCGGCAGCGCAAGAUGUGCCGGCCUAUGACAAGGCCCAUUGCGCUUCCUGGGCAGAAGUUGGUGAGUGCGAGGCCAAUUCCGCCUUCAUGAUGGCGGCGUGCCCGGAGAGUUGCAGAGGACGAGGUCCGGCAACCAAAGAGAAGGCUCCUCCGCACACAGAAGCAGAGGACCCCGGAGUGCUAAAAGCAGCGCCCGGACGCCGCAGCGUGCGGGAAGAGCAGCAAAGGCAGCUGCAAGAGAUCCAGCGGAAAGCCGAGAUCUUGAAGCAACAGCGGCAGCGGCAGAAGGAGCAGACGCAGGCACCUCGUCAGCCCUCGCAGCCGCAGCGCGGCCAGGAGCCAGCAGCAGCCAAACCCAAACCCUCAGAGGGGGCAAAGCCGCUCAAAGAAGCGGCUCCGGUGAAGCCGUGGCAAACGUCGGCCCCUCCUGACGGUGGAGACGGCGGGGACACCACGGCCUGCAUGCGUGAGAAAUUCGAGAUCGCGCGUCAGCUCGACGAUGCGAGCGCUCGUGAACAGCAUCUCUGGGAACGGGGCGAAGCUGCUAACAGCAGGGCCCAGCUGUCUGAGGAGCGCUUAAGAAACUGCCUGAACGACCUCUCCGAGGCCAACCACGAGCGGCAGAAGCUCCGAGUACAAAGAUCCGAAGGCGUUUCGGAUACGUACGAGCAUCGCUUCCAGGAGAUGCGAGAGCAGUUCAAAAACGAAAUGGAGCAGCGCGUGGGCAAGCUGCAGAAGGAAUGCAGCAAGCGGGAGUUCCAGCUCCAGGAGCUGGCCAAGGCUUCGUCGAAAAGAGCGGACGAAGCUGAGCAUCGGCUCGCGGACAAAGUGACCGGCGCUGAUCGCAUCGAGGCCGAGCAGCGUGCGGCGGCUCACGCUGCGGAGGCCGAGGCUGCCGAGGUGGCACGCUUGAAAAUCGAGGAGGCCUAUCGCGCUGAAGGUCUCCGUGCUGCCUCCCGCGAGCAAGAGCUGAAGAUACGCCUGGAAGAUGCAGAGGACAAGAUCCAGCAGUUGAAGAAAGCCUUGGAUGAGGCAAAGGCGGCGGUCCCGACCGAGUCGAGUGCAGCUGCACCUGCUAAGGCCGGUGAGCCGGAUAUGUCGCGGCAAUUGCUUCAAGAAGUCACGAAUCUGUCCCAGGUGACGGAGGUGGAGCUGCCCCGCUGCCAUGCCGGUCAUGGCGAGGAGCUCUCGAAUGCUCUCCAAGCUGUCGUGGUCAAGACAAUGGUCCUCAUGUGGGCACCUAUUGGAAGCGCCACAGGCGUCGAGCUUCCCGCACUGGCGGGGGCGGAUCCGCAGCUGAAUGAAUCAGCACCAAAGCCCCUUCUGUGGAUGGAUUUGCAUGCCGACUCCAUCCUACAGGCACUGUCGUCUCUCAUCCCGGAGUCUCAGCAAGGAGGCCAGAUGCCGUCGUUGAACCACAAGGGAUUGCGCCAGGAGCCGUGUGAGCUGCGACCAGCCCGGGCCGGGAGCGCACUCCUGGCACUGGCGUGGCUUUCAGCCUGCAUCGGGGCUCUGAUCUAUGCUGCGGUGGUGCUCGUGCGCUCGAGCUUCCCGACGAAGGAGUUGGCGCCAGCUCAAGCAGCCGUUACGGAUGCAGGCCACAGCCAAGCGGCAUCCUUGGUUGCCGGACGUCCAGGAUUCCACGCCGUGCACAAGCUUGCAGAAUCCGUGCUCCUUCCCGUGAUGCGUUUCUUUGAUUCCUUCAGUGUGCCGGAAGAUGUGCGCAGAAUCGCAGAGCGACGUGCGGAGUUUCACGGCGGCAGCGCCGGCCGCAGUCCGACUACCAUGGGCGCCAGUGGCAGCGAGCCAGAACCAGAGGAGAUGCGGCGGCCAGCGGUGCUGGAGGCGCUGUUGGCGGCUGAAGACGCGACGCUUCAGCCACUUCAGGAUGUGCCCGCAAUGCCUCGACCAGCAUCCCCUCGCUUCGGGGACGAGGCAGAUCAUCCAGCUGACCAAGCACGGGCGCCAGCCGCCUGA
This is a messenger RNA of Symbiodinium sp. CCMP2592, 2176 nucleotides long. Lineage: Eukaryota; Dinophyceae; Suessiales; Symbiodiniaceae. The record is from the annotation of a GenBank genome assembly.